AUGGAAUAUGAAAACAAUGAUACAUGGCGAAGAUCGAAUUCGCCUAAAGAAAUGUGUCACCCAAUACCAAAAAAAUCGACUACAGCAGCAGUAGUCGUCUUGGGUCUAGCAGUCUUGAGCUGCCUUCUUGGUUAUUGUGUUUUAAGCGAGACAUUACCUUAUGAAUCUAAAACUUUACGUCUUGUGAUAAUUUUCUUUCGUCAUGGCGCACGAACUCCCGUAAGUUCUUACAAAAGUGACCCAUUUAAAAAUUACCAGUGGCCCGAUGGUCUCGGUAGCCUAACAAAUGUGGGUAAGCUUCAGCUAUAUGAAUUAGGAAAAAAAUAUCGUAGCUACUAUGCAAACUUUAUACCAGAGGAUUACUAUGAAAAAGAUGUAUUGAUUCGUAGUAGUGAUAAGUCUAGGUGUAUGAUGAGUGCAUACACAUUUUUAGCUGGCUUAUAUCCUCCUUCUGAGAAACAGAUGUGGCAUCCUGAAAUACCAUGGCAGCCAAUUCCUGUAUAUUCUUUGCCAAGAGAUCUAGAUAAUAUAGUGGCAGCAACAAAGCCAUGUAAGGUUUGGAAAGCUAUGUAUAAUGAAUUAUUAGAAGAAAUGAAUGCCGACCCAAAAUUUACUGAGCUAUUUGACUAUUUAAGCAAACAUACAAAUCAAAGCAUGCGCAGUAUUCUUGAGGUAGACUUUCUAUAUAGUACAUUCCAAACAGAGCAGGAAGCUGGUUUGAAACUUCCUGAGUGGACUAAAAAUGUAUUCCCCCAUAAGAUGCAAGUCCCUUUUAUGCUGAGUCUGGCAAUGCUUUCUUAUAAUGAAACAUUAAGAAAAUUCCACACUGGUCCACUCCUUGGUGAAAUAAAGAAGCAUCUUAGAGACAGUGUAUCCCAUAAUGAAGAGAGAUCUUUAUACAUCUACUCUGGCCAUGACGUGAAUGUUGUAUCUCUGUGGCGCGCACUGGGUUUUGAAGAACUGUUGCAGCCAGACUAUGGUGCAAGUUUUGCUAUUGAAUUACAUGAAGAGGUUGAACGGGAUGACUUUUAUAUACGGAUAUUCUAUAGAAAUAACACGAAAGUAGAGGUCCCUAUGGAAUUGAACCUUCCAUUCUGCGAUGUCCCAUGCACAUACAACAGGUUCGAGGAGCAUCUUAAUAGUAUUAUUCUAAAAGAUUGGGAAGCUGAAUGCCAAAAUAUAAAA
Messenger RNA from Brenthis ino (lesser marbled fritillary), 1185 nucleotides. Lineage: Eukaryota; Metazoa; Arthropoda; Insecta; Lepidoptera; Nymphalidae. The record is from the annotation of a GenBank genome assembly.